AUGACGACAAAUGAGCUGCCAGCCCUAAAAAUUUAUUGGGAUGGUACAAUAUUAUCGACUCCGGGUGGAGUUGAUUAUGUUUCCGGUAAAUCAGAACUGGUUGAGCUGACGAGUGUAGUGAAUUUUGCACAACUACAAGUCGUAAUUAGAAGGGUAAUUGGGCUGAAGGAUGGUGACGAGAUAGUGAAGAUUUAUCUACGAGUGCCUCGGUUCGAUGAACAUGGAAGAUUUCAAAAAUAUGAUGGUUUUCCUAUGGAAACAGAUGUUCAUAUGCAAGCAAUGUGGCGUAAUGUUUCGCGGACGCCACAAAUGAGGGUACUUGAGUUUUAUAUUGUGUACAAUCCGUUAUCUCAAGUACGUGCGGAUGGAGACGACUGUGCGGAUGUAGACGACUCUGUGGAUGUAGACGAUUGUGCGGAUGUAGACGACUGUGCGGAUGUAGACGAUGGUGAUGAUUUUAGUGAUGAGGAUGAGGAAGAAGAACACUUCUACGGGGCCGUUGCUGAUGACAACGAGAAUGAUGAUGAUGAUGACAUCGGUGGUGAUAAUGGAGAUGGCACCCAUGGUGAGAAUGUCGGUGGUCGGUCGGAACAAAAUACAGAUCAUUUUGAGUCGCGCCUUCCUCAUGAGUACACGCAUCAGAAUGUUGACGACAUGUGUGUCAAUAUGAAUCUGUGGCCUAAAGAAAAUGCAAUAUGGGAAGCAGGCAAAGAGUUUGAAUUGGGGAUGGUUUUUAGUUCGAGGUAUGCUGUCCAGACAUGCGCGGCGAGUUAUCACAUUGCAGCUAAUAAAGAAUACAAGAGCAGUGAAACAACUGGUAAAACAAUAGUUCUUGUGUGUGUGAACAAUGACACUUGCAAUUGGAGGUUGCGUGCGUCGCUUUUAAAAGGCGAGUCAGACUGGAUGAUAACAAGAUAUAACGGCCCCCACCAAUGCAGCGGCCAAUCAAUGAACCAAGACCAUCGCAAUUUAAGAGCGCGACAGAUAGCUGACCACAUCGACACGCAAUUGCAUCUGCAACGUGACAUUAGGAUUAAAACGCUUCAAGAGGGCAUUUUUCAAAAACUGCGAGUUAGGCCUGGAUACAAAAAAACUUGGUAUGCCAAGGAAAAGGCCAUUGCAAACAGGUUCGGACAAUGGGACGACUCUUUCAAGGAGAUUUGCAAUUUUAUGACGAAUGUCACCGUUGCUAAUCCCAGGACAGUCUGGCAUGCUACCGGUACACCAAUUGAAAACAAUCCACAAUUCAGAACUUUCAAGCAUAUGUUUUGGACUUACGAGCCAGUGGUGAAGGGUUUUCAGUAUUGCAAGCCUGUGGUGUACAUCGACGGCACCCACACAUAUGGAAAAUACGAAAUGACUUUGCUGAUUGCUUCUGCAAUUGAAGGGAACAAUCACAUCAUGCCGAUAGCUUUUGCAAUUGUGAAGUCAGAAACUGCCGCAUCCUGGAGGUAUUUCAUGAGGAUGUUGAAGAGGUAUGUUUUGGGUGAGCGAAAGGUGUGUAUCAUAUCUGAUCGCGGCUCCGGUAUUAUGAGUGUCAUGGAGGGCCCUGAGUGGGGGGGUGAUACCCACAAGUGGUGUAUUAGACACCUAGUGAGCAACUUCCACAAUGCCUUCAAGAAAAAAUAUCUCAAAAAGCUUGCUGAAAAAGCUGGACGCGCAUACCAAGAGCAUAAAAGAGAUCGGUACAUGUCAUUGAUAGAGGCGGAUUCACCUGAGGGUUAUGCGUAUCUUGACCGCCUUGAUGUUACAAAAUGGAGCAUGAGUGGCGACACGUCUGGAAUGCGGCAUGGUGUGAUGACAACAAACUACGCGGAGUCGGUCAACGCGAUGUUAAAGAACAUUCGGGGGCUCCCUAUCACAGCCAUGUUGGAAGCAAUAUUUAACAAGGACUCAUACGGCUUCACAGUUCAACGUGGCACAGAAGGUAUUCAAUGUCUUGACCCAGUGCGACAAUGUAAGACAAAAGGGUGGCAAUACACAUCAAGUUCGUCUACUGGACGGGACAUGCACCUGUGGAAAAUUUCAACAGUGGAAAAUUCCGUGCUCCCAUGCGAUAGCUGCCUGCAACCAAUACGGAGAGAACUACCGUGA
Molecule: messenger RNA, 2094 nt
Organism: Mercurialis annua (annual mercury)
Lineage: Eukaryota; Viridiplantae; Streptophyta; Magnoliopsida; Malpighiales; Euphorbiaceae
Exons: 4
Coding region: 1-2094 (697 amino acids)
Source: RefSeq, a predicted model, not a curated record